This is a messenger RNA of Aureobasidium melanogenum CBS 110374, 1509 nucleotides long. Its product is annotated as prim-pol domain-containing protein. The record is from RefSeq and is a predicted model, not a curated record. Gene Ontology annotation, cellular component: alpha DNA polymerase:primase complex. Lineage: Eukaryota; Fungi; Ascomycota; Dothideomycetes; Dothideales; Saccotheciaceae. The transcript has 3 exons. Bases 1 to 1509 code for a protein of 502 amino acids. Gene Ontology annotation, biological process: DNA replication, synthesis of primer.
AUGCCUCACGCUGAAUCGCCAAACCCGCCGUCUUCGCCGCCCGUCGAUGACACAGUCAUGGAAGAGGCUGUGUCUGGUGCUCUCGACGAACAAGCAGAAUCGCAGAAUGAGACGACCCAAUCAUCACCUGCACCUGCAGUCAACGACGCCGAGAAGGCAUCGCUGGAGGACAUGUUUGACGAUGACGAUAUGGACGAAGAUGAUGAAUUCUCGUCGAGUGCUCAGACUAAGACGCAGGCAUCAUCACAACCCGAGCCGAAAUCUGCAAACUCCAACGUCGGCAAAGACGCAGAAGUCUUACGCGCUUUCUACCAGAGACUCUUCCCUUUCAAAUAUCUGUUCCAGUGGCUGAAUCACUCCCCAACGACAACGACCGACUUCAGCAACCGUGAAUUGGCCUUUGUCUUGCCUAACGAUGCUUACAUCCGUUAUCAAUCAUUCAACUCGGCCGAAGAAUUGCGGAAGCAGUGUAUACAACUCACUCCCACUCGUUUCGAGAUUGGUCCCGUAUACUCCGCAAAUCCUCGCGACAGAAAGACGCUACGCAAUGCAAGUGCCUUCCGACCCUUGGCCAAAGAACUUGUUUUCGAUAUCGAUAUGACCGAUUACGACGAGAUAAGAACGUGUUGUUCUGGAGCCAGCAUCUGUCAAAAGUGCUGGCAGUUUAUAACCAUGGCCAUCAAGGUUAUAGACAAGGCCCUGAGAGAUGAUUUUGGUUUCAAGCACAUCAUGUGGGUUUACUCUGGUAGACGUGGUGCUCACGCCUGGAUCAGUGACAAGCGAGCAAGAGAAAUGGAUGACAGCAAGCGCAAGUCAAUCGCCGGCUACCUCGAACUGUUGAAGGGAGGUGACAAGACUGGUAAAAAGGUGAAUCUGAGAAGACCGUUACACCCACAUAUCGACCGCAGCUUGAAAAUCCUGAAUGGCUACUUCCAGACUGAUGUGCUGCUGGAGCAGGACCCCUGGGCCACCCCUGACAAAGCAGCACACUUGCUGCAACUCCUACCGGAUAAGAGUCUUACAGCGGCAUUGCAAAGGAAAUGGGACAGCACGCCACAACGCAGCAGUACGCAGAAAUGGGCAGAUAUUGAUGCUGUCGCUUCCGUGUCCGGCUCUCUUUCUAGUCUAACACCCGAGACGCUCGUACACGCCAAACAGGACAUCCGUCUCGAGUACACAUAUCCACGGCUCGAUGCUGAAGUUUCGAAGAAACUCAACCAUUUACUCAAGAGUCCGUUUGUCAUUCAUCCAGGCACAGGGAGAGUUUGUGUUCCCAUCGAUGUUCGGCGAGUCGAGGAAUUCGAACCCGAGAAGGUGCCAACUGUGCAACAAUUGUUGUCCGAGAUUGAUUCAUGGCAAGGCACCGACGACAAAAUCCAAGACUGGCAAAAGACGAGCCUCAAGGCAUACAUUGAGCUAUUUAGGGAUCACGUAAACGCGGUGAUGAAGGAAGAACGAGCGGCUGAGAAGCGAGGGCGCGAGGAAAGCGGGGAGGGAGUAGAUUUCUAG